AUGGUGACGGGGAAUCGGAUGUUGAUUUACUAUAGACAGUAUCCAAUAUCCGGUGUCCCGUUGGCCAGACGGGAUGCGCUCGACGAUCUGAAGGAAGAGAGAAACGGCUUCGUUCACCGCGUUUGCAGCCCUGGCGAGUUUGCCGAGGCGAACGUAGCCGUCGAUCACGUGGUGGUCGUCUUGCCUCCGCCCGUGCGUGGAAAGUAG
Haemonchus placei is the source of this 207-nucleotide messenger RNA. Lineage: Eukaryota; Metazoa; Nematoda; Chromadorea; Rhabditida; Trichostrongylidae. The record is from the annotation of a GenBank genome assembly.